Gastrolobium bilobum is the source of this 1951-nucleotide messenger RNA. RefSeq lists its product as uncharacterized. NCBI's taxonomy places the organism in Eukaryota, Viridiplantae, Streptophyta, Magnoliopsida, Fabales, Fabaceae. The record is from RefSeq and is a predicted model, not a curated record. The coding region runs from base 185 to 1621 and encodes 478 amino acids. The transcript has 5 exons.
CUUGUGAGAAAGAAGAAGAAGAAGACAAAGAAAAGUGCUACGAACUAAAGAGGGGAUCUCAUCUCACUUGACAGUUGACAACACCAACACCAGUCGUGACCUGAGUGAUACUUUGAAUACUGCUUCAGCACACUGGUAUUGUUUCAUAUUGAGUUGCCCCUUUUGGCUGCUUUAAAGAAGCCUGAUGGGUUCCAGAUUCCCAUCUCAUCAGCUCAGCAAUGGCCUGUAUGUAUCAGGUCGGCCUGAACAGCCAAAAGAAAGAACUCCAACAAUGAGCUCAGUUGCCAUGCCUUACACUGGUGGUGACAUCAAGAGAUCAGGAGAAUUGGGGAAAAUGUUUGAUAUCCCAAUGGAUGGUUCUAAAUCAAGAAAAUCUGGUCAGCUAAAUAGUGCUCCUUCACGGACUGGUUCAUUUGCAGGUGCUGCUUCACAUUCUGGACCUAUCAUGCCAAAUACAGCAGCUCGUUCUGUUUAUACCACGUCGGGUAACAUAUCUUCUGGAGGCAUGCAUGCUUCAGUCGCAGGGAAGAAGACCAACUCCGGUCCACUGAAUAAACAUGGUGAACCAAUGAAGAAGUCAUCUGGCCCUCAAUCUGGCGGAGUUACACGCCAAAACUCUGGUCCAAUUCCACCUGUUCUUCCUAAAACUGGUCUUAUUACGUCUGGCCCACUAAAUUCAUCUGGAGCUCCAAGGAAGGUAUCUGGUCCAUUAGAGUCUACAGGAUCAAUGAAAUCACAGAGUUUCUCUGUAGCCCACAAUCCAGCCAUGACCAUUCUUAGCCUAGAUGAUGAAUAUUCCUUCGGGAGGAACUUCCCAAAGCCAAUAUUGUGGUCUGUGAUUUUGAUUUUUGUUAUGGGAUUCAUUGCUGGUGCUUUUAUUCUUGGAGCUGUCCACAAUCCCAUUCUCCUCAUUGUUGUAGUAGUUAUUUUUGGUGCUGUUGCUGCCUUAUUCACUUGGAAUAGUUGUUGUGGGAGGACGGCCAUUGUUGGUUUCAUCUCUCGUUAUCCUGAUGCUGAACUUAGAACUGCCAAGAAUGGGCAAUUCGUGAAGGUUUCUGGGGUGGUAACCUGCGGUAAUGUUCCAUUAGAGUCCUCCUUUCAAAAAGUUCCUAGAUGCGUCUAUACAUCUACAAGCUUGUUCGAAUAUCGAGGGUGGGAUUCAAAACCAGCCAACCCAAAACAUUGCCGUUUUACAUGGGGACUCAGAGCAGCUGAGAGGCAUGUGGUGGACUUUUACAUCUCUGAUUUCCAGUCUGGAUUGAGAGCAUUGGUUAAAACUGGCUUUGGUGCCAGGGUGACUCCGUAUGUUGAUGAUUCUAUUGUAAUUGAUGUUAACCCAGCCAAUAAAGACAUGUCCCCGGAGUUUCUUCGAUGGCUGGGAGAGAGAAAGCUUUCAAGUGAUGAUCGGAUAAUGCGAUUAAAAGAAGGGUACAUCAAAGAAGGUAGCACAGUAAGCGUAAUGGGAGUUGUUCAAAGAAAUGACAAUGUGCUUAUGAUUGUCCCUCCACCUGAGCCUUUGACUACAGGAUGCCAAUGGGCUAAAUGUAUAUUUCCAGCUAGCCUUGAGGGUAUUGUUUUGAGAUGUGAGGAUACAUCAAAGAUUGAUGUCAUUCCAGUGUAGUUGCGUGCUCCAGAAACCUCUUCGGUAUUCUUCUUUGAAGAAUUAUUUUCAUAUCACAUAAAAAAAAAAAAUUGAGGGUUGAAGUUGUUUGUAUUUUGUAAGUUGGUAAGUGUGAUGAUUCUACAAUUGGCAUCGGUGAUUUUCUUUUUCGCACACUCAACUCCUAGUUUGUUGUAUAGCUAAUGAAAAAAUAUUAUUCGUUUAUUUUUCCUAAGGAGUUUAUAACUUGUAAUGGGUGUGGUUUUUGAAAGUUGUGUUCUAGCUGCUUUUAAUUGUCAAAGGAAUCUGUCAUGCAUGAUAUACAUUUGCCUAAUUGGUGAAUUUUGAAAG